Messenger RNA from Peronospora matthiolae, 1689 nucleotides. Lineage: Eukaryota; Oomycota; Peronosporomycetes; Peronosporales; Peronosporaceae. The record is from the annotation of a GenBank genome assembly.
AUGGAAGUCGCAGCAGCAGGAGCACGCGAGUGUACGUCGACGGUCGCAGCAGCAGCAGCAGGACCAUGUUCACCAUCGCCUUUAGCACUGACUAUCGGACGUCAGCGGAGCAGCAGUUUGGACAACCACCAGCGCUCGUGGCGUCCAGACAGCGGCUUUGCCUGCAAGUACCAGGCCGAGCUCGAGACCAAGCGCUUAUAUCGCGAACGGCAGAUGCAGCAGGUCCAAGAGAAGAAGAAGAAGCAACACCAGCAACGGGAAGCUGAGCUGGAUCGAGACGGACCAGCACGUAAUGGUCGCGGAAUCGUGGAGGGCGACGAGUGGAAGACGGUGGUGUCCCAUGGUCGACGAGCACGGGGAACCGAGCGCCGGACAACGUCCGAGUCCUCCAAUGUCUUUUUAUCGCUGACUCGUGAUGAUCCGCCAGUACUUGGAAGUAGCUGGUCAUUGGAUCAUGGUUCAGUGCGUGCUGUAGCAGGGACACCUGGACGGUCGUUCAGUCAAGACGAACUGGAGGCGGCUGAUGUCAUGAGGCGGAAGCGGAGGCAGCAGAUGAAGAGACGACCGAAAACACCAUCACAACGACUGCAAGCAGAUAUCGAGCCCGUCGACGGAGUGCCACAUCCGUCGCUUCUGGGGAAAGUCAUGUUUGCACGGCGCAGCAGCUUGCAGCGACUGGCGGACAAAAUGUCCGUCGACAAUACUGCGAUUGUGGUGCAGUACGGAAGUCGAUCGAGCGUCAAUGUCGAGCGCCAGAGCUCUUGUAGUCGAAGAGCUCAUCAUUUGCCGAACGGAAGUACGAGGAAGAAAGCAAGCGUAGUGUCGACAUCAGCGCAUCAUCAAAGCUGUGGCAAAACAUUUCAUCACCACGAUCACAACGAAAGUGUCGACUCGAGUGAGCGUGACGUCGGACAGUGCGCAGGCAAUCGACCGCUCGGAAGGCCUUUCUCCAAGUCCGACUCGCCGCGGUCGCCUCGCUCGGGAUCGGAUUCACACGGAUCGCCGCGUUCGAGGAAAUGUGGGGACAAACGUGAUUUUUUCUUCCGCAAUUUGAAUUAUGAAGUCCGGAGCCAAUUGCUAGUCGACGAGGUAGCGGAGUUCAGUGUGACAGAUUUUGACAUGGCGACCAAGAUUUCUCAAGCUGUGCUGGAUCUUUUUGCACCACCAAAAGACGACAUCACGCCCGAGAGCAGUGAUGCGGACCACGAAGAGAGCACUUUGACUGCACCAGCGCGCACGAAAUAUCCGCUUGUGGUGACAGACGGCACCGCGUGCAUUGGAGGCAACGUGCUCUCGUUCUGCGACUUUUUCGCGCACGUCAACGCCGUGGAGAAUGAUUUGACGCGUGUGCAGAUGUUGCGGCACAAUCUGCAGGUCCUCAAUAAGACGAAUGCCACGUGCAUGCACGCAAACUACCUCGAUGUGAUGUUGGAGCUGCAGCAGGACGUCGUGUUUCUGGAUCCGCCGUGGGGUGGACCAGAGUACAAGGAUCUUGACGAGGUGGACCUUUUCCUUGGCGGGUUACCACUGCACGAAAUUUGCGCGCAGUUGCAAGCGAGCACCAAGUGCGUCGUGUUGAAAGUCCCGAGCAAUUUUAACGAUGCAAAGUUUACGCAACACGUUCCAGGCACUGUCGUGAUCCGCCGUGAUUUAAAAAAGAUGCAUCUCGUGCUAUUGGACUUUCGGUAG